AUGUUUUACGCUCAAUUUGUGUUAGCCAAGAAGUCGGCGUUGUCGCAGAUAUGGCUGGCAGCGCACAUGGAAAGGAAGUUGUCAAAGGCUCAGGUCUUCGAAACUGAUGUCUCGAAUGCAGUCAACGAAAUUUUACAACCAAAAGUAAGUUUUUAGCACUUUUUGUUCUUGUUUUAGGUAAUACCAAAGGGAAAUUUGUAUAAAAACGUUGAAUAUUGACUUAUGCAUUGGAUACGAGUUUUAAUAGAGCUUUUCUGAUGUAUGAUCAGUCAAAAAACAUAGUUUUCUUAUGAGCAAAAAUUUUCAGUCAAAAAUGUCUCUUCGAACGACCGGUCAUCUUCUGCUCGGAAUUGUGCGGAUAUUCUCGAAAAAGACAAAAUACGUCCUCGCAGAUUGUAACGAAGCCUUCGUAAGGAUCAAACAAGCCUUCCAGCCGGGCAGUGCUGAGUUGGCCAUGCUUCAAAAUGCGGUUAGAAAGGAUCGAAAUACCUCAGAACUUGAUGUAAGUCCAAGAAUGUAAAGUAAAAAUUACCCAAAAUAUGUCCGAUUUUAGCUCAUAGACGAAAUGGAUGUGAUAAUGCCGGAUAUCAGUGAGUUUGAUUACGCGCCGGCACCCAUGCAGCAGAGUCGGAUAGACGAUAUUACCCUUCAGGAAGAUAAUUUUGAACUCGGAGGUGGUGGGUUGAUAAAUGAAGACCUUAUGGACGACGAGUUUGAUGAUUGCGCAAGCAAUUUUGAUGAAGAAUUCGAACGGACAAAGAAGAAUUACGAACUUUUGAACAAAAAUGUGUCUGACGGUGAGCUUUUUGUUAGAAUUUUGUUGAUUUUUAGAUAUUGAACUUUCGCGUCGUUCCGUAUCCUUCCUUAGCGACCAUGACGUGCAAUCAGAGGCCGCCGCCAGCAUCCAUAAAGACGGCUCGGUUGCGGCAUCGGAUGAAAACGAAAAUCAUAUUGAUAAUGAGUUUGAUGAUUACGAUAGUGGCGAUGUGAUGGAAGUAGACCAGCCCAGAGUUGAGGACGACCUUGUAUUGGCCCCGUUGACUAAUCACACACCGGAAAAAGAGCCGCAACGUCAAAAGCGGAGGAGGAAGCUGGUCUGGGACGAUGCUAAUGUAAUAUCGGCGGAAGAGAUCCGCGACUGUUUGUCGGAUUACAGUGAUACGAUGCAACCGCUGGAAUUGGCACCACCGACCAAGCGAUUGAUGAAGAUUAAGGAGAUUGGUGUUAUGGAGCAUAUUUAUUCGUACCCCGCCACUGAUAUCUACCUCAACAAAAAUUUGAACAAAGUAGGUGAAGGUUUUGUUUUGUUUCUUGGAUUUUAGGGGCUAAAUUGGAUGAUGUGAUUGUAAGAAUUUCCGGAGAACUGAAAUGGCGCCUUCUAAUUUCCCAUUUUCAGAUGUAUCAACGUCAUUUGGUCCCCAAACUCCGAGAUAACGGUGAACAGACAGCGUUUGAUAUCCGCACUCAGCUCGGGAUGAGCGACGCCAUCGAUGAUGAUGAUAAUGUAGGUUGACAUCUAAUUCAGAGGGCCGGGAGAAAUUUGUUUCCCAGAAAUUUUUUAUAAUGGGGCUGAAAAUUGCGCAACACCAUGAAUAAUGUAAUAAUAUGGCGAGAUUUUGUUGACCCAAUUACAUGUGUUGGGAAUAAUGAACCGGAAAUGCAAUAUGCCCAUUACCCGGUCAUUUCCACACUUUCAUUCACAUAAUUGCGCAACGGAUUUUUUGGACAAUUUUUUGUUUGUUUUACCGGAAAUUUAUGCAAAUUACGGUAGUAAAACAUGUUGCUGAAAGUUAAAAAAAGAUUUUUUUUCGUAUUUUAGAAUGUAUUCUUGAUCUUUUUAGGCAUUUUACAAUUAGAAAUUAAGAAUUUUUUUUUUGAAAAUUUUAUUUUUUUCGGUGUUUGAGUAUUUUACCGUUCAUUUUCAGGUUGACGAAUCAAGCCACUCCGAUCUUCCAGCCGUUUUCGAAGAGAAUUCCUUGGAUCAAGGCCUAGAAGACUACCCGGAAGACGAUGAGCCCCGAGAAAAUGGAGUCCCCGAGACGAACGGAAAGUCCUCACCGAAAAAAGUAAGUUUAUAUUGGAUUCUGUGAAGCUUUUGUAAGAGUUCUGGAAGGCGAUUGGGAUUUAAAUUUGAGGGUUUUGAAGGGAAUAUAGGUGGUCCAGAAAGUUCGUUCGUUUUUUUUAUUUCUUUGUUUUACAAGGAUUGUUUGUUCUGCAAAGAGAAUAUAUUUAUUUGAUACAGGUUUUUCUCCUCUACAAAACUGUGUUUUUAAUUUUUUUUUGAAAAUUUAAUUUUUCAUUAGUUUUCGGACUCAGAAAUGAACCAUCUAGGAGGCAAAAAUUUGUAUUUUUCUUUUGAUUUUUUUUUUGAUUUUUUAAAGUUUUUACAUAAUUUUUUGAUAUCUAAAAUGAUUUAAUGUCCACAACGUCUAAUUUUUAUGGCCGGCUUGACCCUGUUUCCCAACCAUUUAGCCCCCCUCCCGACUUGCGAUCCCGGUUUUUUGGACCUGAUUUUGUCGGCAUUUCCGAUUCAUAAAAACCGAAAACAAAAGCGAGCGGAUAUUACGACUCCGAUGUCGGCAUCCAUGAAAACAACAAUGAGUAAUAAGCUGGCGAGAGUGUUGCGCAAUUGAACACAAAUAUUAUUAAUGGAUUGGGUAAUUUGAAUAAUUGGAUAUAAAAGAUUUUUUUUGGAUUUUUGGGGUUAUGGUAGGAAAAACGGCUUCUAUUUUUGGGACUACGGGAAGUUUUGUUAGUCAUUUAGGUAUAUAACGUUGAGUUUUGAAGCAACGGACCAACAGAUAAUUUCAUUUUUUUUUAAAUUUUUUGCCAUGUUUUGCUAAUUUUUUAAAAUUUUCAGAGAUAUGAAGAGGAAGAAGAUGAUGAAGAAGAUCACGCCGUGGAUAAUGACGAUCAAGUCUUUAGUAAACGAACACUGGGUGUACUGAGCAGCAUCUCAACGAAAUUCAAGACUAAUGAUAAUCAUGUAAGUCUACUAAUCUCUGAUUUGAAUAUUCAGAUUUUGAAAUUUGUUAUGCAAAUUUUUGAAAGCAAUAUUUUUUUAGUUAAAAAUAUAUUUUUUGACACGAAACUAAAUUUGUGAUCAUGGAUUUUUUUUGAAUAUUCAAAUUCCUUCCUCAAAAAAAUUUAAUAUUCAAAUUCCUUCCGCUUUUCCCGAUCCCGUGCUCCCUGGGAACGACAUAUUCGAAUAUAAGUGCGGGUGUUUGUGACGAAUAUCCGACUGUCAUAAUGGGAAUAUUAGAAAGUGGGCCCGAGACUUUUGCGGUCCCGUCCCUGAUUCAUUUUUUUUGGAACAAUAGUUUCCCAAUCCAUGGGAAAGUGCGCGGGAAAAUUGGGAUCCGAAUGAAAAAAUGAAAAAUCUGAAUCCGAAAUGAGACAUUUUGGAGGAUGCACUGGGACUGGGAGUACUGUAAUUUGAGGUUUCAAAUGAUUUUUGGUCCAUUUACAUGGCUUUGAAGAGGAGUUAGCUUCUUUAUGUUGCUGUUGGAAUUCCUUUACAAGGAAAGUACCUUCUAUGGGGUAUGGAGUUACAGAUCGACAUAUAUAUCAAAAAAAAAUCGCAAAAUUUUUCUGAUUCAGAAUAUGUGAAAAUUAACUGCCUAAUUUUGGGUUGCAAGGGUGAAAAAAACCCUCAGAAAUUUUCUUGCAACACCACGGAAACUCUGACCAAGUUUUUGCCAAAUCGGAGGCUUUGUUUGGAGCUAAAGUAAACCCUGGCAUCUUGACAAGCCUUAAAAAAGCCCUUUUUUAAAUUGGAGCUACUGAUUAAGGUUUAUUAUUAAUCGAAUUUAAUAUUGUAAGGCUUGUCAAGAUACCAAGGUUUACUUUUGCUCAAAACAAACCAUUUGAUUUGAUAAAAACUUGGUGAAAAAGGCAUUUGCGUGGUGUUGCGAGCAAGUUCUGAGGAUUUUUUUUCACCCAUACAAACCAAAAUUAGGCAGCUAAUCUUUACAUAUUCUGAAUCAGAAAAAUUUUGCGAUUUUUUUGAUAUAUGUCUCGGCCUGUAACUCCACACCCCAUAGAAGUACUUUCCUUAUUGUAAAAAUUUGAAAUUUAUAAUUUUACUAUUGUUUUCCAAAGUUUUGGGGUCCUAAAGUGCUGCUAAGCUCUCCAUGACCCCCUCAGAUACCAUACCACAAUUUCCAGAUGUUGCUGGUGUCAUUAUCCCCUGAUUUUUGCUCGCAGAUCCGGCUAAUUUUACUCGUUUUCCCGAGAAUGUUUAUUAUUUAUGCCUGGAUGCGUUUUUACGGCCCGGAUUAGCGGAAACCCCCCUGAUUGCGCAUUCCGAUUACCCUGGGUCACCAAGAAUUGGGGGGAAAUCGUGUACGAAUAAGUGAAAAAUUUUAGUGAUUUUUGGUCUUGAAUCAAAAAAAAAAUAUUUUUUUUUGCAACUUCCGUCUACGGUAUAAUAAGAUCAGAGUACCCCGGCUACAGUAGUCGAAACCACUUGCCCUCUGAGUCAGAUGUGACUUGAAAAAACAUUACGCUUCGGCCAUUGUUGAAUUCAAAUCGAAUCCCCCCCAAAACCGUAGUCCCAUUGUAUGUGUGAAAGUAACGGAGUUUCGCAUUCAAAAAUUGGUUCAAAUGCCGACUCGAUUGGUACUGUAGCCCUGACUCAGCAACCGUAACGGAAAAAUUUCGAUAUUAGUAAUAGUAAAGUAACGUUUUGGUAUUAGUAAUAGUAAGAAAUUGGGUUUUCAUCAAGCACUGUAAAUCAAAAAAAAGCAGGAUCAAGUUUAAGAGCGCUUGCGCAAAAUAGUGGAUUUAAAAAUGUAAAAUGAGACAAUUGUUAUGCCUGGCAAGGAAAGUACUUUUAUGGGGUAUGCAGUUACAGGUCAAGACGUAUAUCAAACAAAAAAUUGCAAAAUUUUUCUGAUUCAGAAUAUGUAAAAAUUAGGUGCCCAAUUUUGGUUUGUAUGGGUGAAAAAAACCUCAGAACUUUUCUCGCAACACCGCACAAAUUCCCCUUUUUAUAUUGGAACUACUAAUUAAGGUGUAGUAUUACUCAAGUUUGAUAUUUAAGGCUUGUCAAGAUGCCAGGGUUUACUUUAGCUCCAAACAAAGCCUCCGAUUUGGUAAAAACUUGGUCAGAAAGGCAUUUGCGUGGUAUUGCAAGAAAUUAUGCCUUUUUCGCUAAGUUUUUGUCAAAUCAAAAGCUUUGUUUUGAGCUAAAGUAAACCUUGGUAUCUUGAAAAGCCUUACAAUAUCAAAUUCGAUUAAUGAUAAACCUUAAUCAGUUGCUCCAAUUUAAAAAAGGGCUUUUGCGUGGUAUUGCGAGAAAAGUUCUGAGGAUUUUUUCACCUUUACAGACCAAAAUUAGGCAUCUAGCUUUUACAUAUUCUGAGUUAGAUAAAUUUUGCGAUUUGUUUGAUGUAUGUCUCGACCUGUAACUCCAUACCCCAUAGAAGUACUUUCCUUGUGAAAAAAUCCAAAAAUUGAGUCACGAUGACGAAAUUUAUCGGAAAAUUUUUUAGAUAAUCUUGGAUGACCUCCUCUCCAACAAGGCGACUACAAAAACGCGCGCACAAAAGUUCUACGCACUUCUCGAGCUCCACAAGGCGCAUGUAAUCGACAUCGACCAGCUGGAGGCGUACGGCCCAAUUUCGAUCAAACCUGGCCAACAGUUGGACGAGUUCCUCAAAACCCAUUAA
Bursaphelenchus xylophilus (pine wood nematode) is the source of this 5672-nucleotide messenger RNA. Lineage: Eukaryota; Metazoa; Nematoda; Chromadorea; Rhabditida; Aphelenchoididae. The record is from the annotation of a GenBank genome assembly.